Trichoderma citrinoviride is the source of this 888-nucleotide messenger RNA. RefSeq names its product nagb/rpia/CoA transferase-like protein. The transcript has 2 exons. Bases 1 to 888 code for a protein of 295 amino acids. The record is from RefSeq and is a predicted model, not a curated record. Lineage: Eukaryota; Fungi; Ascomycota; Sordariomycetes; Hypocreales; Hypocreaceae.
AUGAGCACCAUGGCCAUCAGUGAUAGCACCACGCGGCUAGAGGCGACUCUGCUAGCAUUCAAAAAGGUCAUCGACUCAUACACAACCCCCCACGGCACGACGCUCUCCCGACACUUCACCUCGCACGUCCUCAACCCGCAAAUCGUCUACCUCACGGCAUGCCGCCCCAUGUGCUUCUCGAUGGGCAACGCCAUCCGCUGGCUCAAGCUGCAGAUCAGCAAGAUCGACAUCGACAUGGCCGACUCGGACGCUAAGAAGCUGCUGUGCGAGGCCAUUGACAGCUUCAUCCACGAGCGCAUCACGCUCGCCGACGUCGUCAUCGUCAGCACCGCCGCCGACAUGAUCUCCCCCGACGGCGGCGACGUCAUCCUCACCUACGCCCACCACCACCUCGUCGAGCGCGCCCUGCUGCGCGCCGCCGCCGACGGCAAGCGCUUCAAGGUCAUCCUCGUCGACGACCCCUUUGAGCGCGCCGGCCUCGCGCUCGCAAAGACGCUCGCCGCCGCCGGCGUCCCCGUCGCGUACGCGCCCGACCUCGGCGCCCUGCGCACCAACCUCCAGGAGGCCACCACGGUGCUCGUCGCCGCCGAGGGCAUGUUCAGCAACGGCGCCAUGUACGCCCGCGCCGGCACCUGCGACGUCGCCACCGCCGCCUUCGACCUCGGCAUGCGCGUCACCGCGCUGUGCGAGACCAUCAACUUCACCGAGCGCGUGUCCAUCGACUCGCUCACCUACAACGAGAUUGAUCCCGAGCGCAACACGGACGAGGAGUUUCGGCUGCUGUUUGACACGACGAGGGACAAGUCCAUUUCGGCCGUCGUCACGGAGCUGGGCAUCUGCUCGGCCAAGUCGGUGCCUGCGAUUCUGCGGAAGCUGGAGGAGCUGUAG